Sarcophilus harrisii (Tasmanian devil) is the source of this 2969-nucleotide messenger RNA. It is a transcript of the gene CDHR4, whose product is annotated as cadherin related family member 4. Gene Ontology annotation, cellular component: membrane. Gene Ontology annotation, molecular function: calcium ion binding. Gene Ontology annotation, biological process: homophilic cell-cell adhesion. The record is from RefSeq and is a predicted model, not a curated record. Lineage: Eukaryota; Metazoa; Chordata; Mammalia; Dasyuromorphia; Dasyuridae.
AUGACAGGCUUGCUGAGGCUGCCCUGGAUUGUGAAUAUCUCUGAGACACAGGAACCCGGCUCGGUCAUCCACACGUUCUUUUUCAACUGCUCCUGCCCACCUACCCUGGAACUCUACAGUGUGAUUCCCCCCAGCCCUUUCUUUAACCAGCCCAGCUUAUCGGGAUAUUACACACAGUAUUUGGCAAAGAUGACCUUGAGCAGUGCAGCCAGGCUGGAUGCCCGGCAGGUGAACCACUACCAGCUCAAUCUGAAGCUCACGUGCAUGAAAGAAACUUGGACUUUGCCGCUGUCGGUGGAAGUGUUUAAAGCCAAGGGUCACCCCGUGUGUCUGGACCGCUUUGCCAGCCCAGCUGGGGACAAGGUGCAGGUUCUGGAGACUGUGGAGCCCCAGUCCCUGAUCUAUGUGGUGUUGCUCGACAGGGGUCUGACUGGUGUCAAGAUGGCAAUCACAAGCCCUCAGGACACCGCCUCUUUCUCUAUUAAUGAGCUGGGGCAAGUGCUAACCCCUAGCCAGGGUCUCAUUGGCAAUGCCUACAAGCACUUCCAGCUGAAGAUCUUGGUGACUGAUGGACAAGGCAAGAGCUGCCAGGGGACCCUGACUGUGGAGGUUCUGCCCAAUCCUCCCAAUCAGAUCUCCUUCGGGAUUCAAUUCCAGACCUUCAACAUCUCUGAGGACCUGGUGGCUGGUGGAGUGGUCGGCCAGGUCCGAGCCAAUGGCAGUCGUGUCCGAUAUGAGAUCACCGAGCCUGUUCCCUGCCCCUUAUAUUCCAUCAGUUCUGGGGAUGGACUGAUUCGGACCACAGCUCCUCUGGAUCUGGGGCGGAACCCUGGGGCUGCAGUCACCCAAUUACAAGUGAAGGCGUAUGAUCCAUUUCAGCCCUCGAUGAGUGCCCAGCUCAGUGUCACUGUCAAUGUGCAACCCAUCAACACCUGGGCCCCUCGCUGCACCCCGGCCUUGCUAGUCACCCAGGUCCCAGAGACCAUCCCCGUGGGCAGCAUCCUCCUGACUCUGGCCUGCACUGACCCAGACUCCAGCAGCAGCACCUUUCAUUACCGGCUCUGGCACCCCAAUGAGACCAAGUCAAACUACAGCUUCCGCCUGCAGGGUCCCAACCUUCAGGUAAACAACACAUUAGACUAUGACUCAUCUGCACCUGAUGUUCAGUAUAAGACCACCAUCCUGGUGACUGAUAGUGGCCAACCCCCCCAAACCAGCCAGGUGCCAGUGCUGGUGACAGUGACCCCCGUGAAUGAGUAUUCUCCAAUCUGUCCUGCUCACACAUUCCGGGUCAGAGAAGACGCUCUGCGUGGCAAGCUGAUUGGCACUGUCCUUGGCUCAGACCGCGACUAUCCACCCAACAGCAUUGAGUACCACAUUUCAGACUCAUCAUCUAACUUCUACAUUGACCCUCGAAGUGGUAAACUCCAUCUUCUGACCUCCCUGGACUAUGAAAAACAGAAGACAUAUCCGCUGGUGAUCUUUCUGACUGAUCGAGACCAGGACCAAGAUCCUACACAUCGCCGGUCAGGCUCUUGUACUGUCACCAUUGAGGUUCAGAAUGUGAAUGACCAUGCUCCAGAAUGUGAACCCCCAUUCCAAGAGUUCACCAUCUCUUCUGCCCCAAGCACCAAUGCAGAGGUGACAAAGCUGAUGUGCUUAGACAGAGACGUAUCAGAGCAAGCUCCCGGAGCAUUCUCUUUCACCAUCGUUGGAGGAAACAGCAAUGGAAGGUUCCACAUGAAGGACAAUAUUCUACUCCACAAAACCUUUUCCUUACAGCCUGAUGGGCCCUUGGACCCCCUCACUUAUGAGCUUCUGGUCCGUGUGACUGACAAUGGACCUACCCUGCCCCUCUUCAGUACCACGGCCAUUGUCAUUGUUCACGUGAUUCCUUGGAUGACCACUGUGCCCACCACAAGCACAAAACCUCUGAUGGUUUCUUCACCUACACCCUUGCUAGUGACUAGAAAUGAGGACUAUUGGGCUCCAGAAGCUUGGUUCGUCGUUGUGUUAACAGUGACUGGAGUUCUCCUGCUCAGCAUCUUGGGCUGGCUCCUUUGUAAAUGGCCUGCAAGGAUGGCUGUAAGCCAGCAAACAUGUGGACAAUCCUCCCAGACUCUAUUAUUGGACAGAAAGGAAAAUUCUACUGGUGAGCUAAGAACAAAGAAGAAUGAAGAAAGCAGCAGCGUCCUAAGCCUGCAGCAGUUUGAUGGCAGAGCUCAGGAUCCUGCAGCACAGGAGCCCGGCGCUGGCUCUGAGGCCAAUCUGAACAGCAUAGGCAAGAGCUGUCUUAAGAAAUUAGUGGCUGUACUUUUUUGGAAAUGGGUGAGAUACAUAAAAGGGAUCCAGUCUGACUCAUUUCUCUGGCCUCACACCCUGCUGACUCCUUACUUCCACCUGGCCCCUCCCUUCCUCUUCCACCUAAGACCCUACUUUCUACUUUGUGUUUCACUAUCAAAAUGAUCUUACAAAAUAAAGAUGUUAUUUUAAUCCAAUGUGAGAUAGAAUAUCACUAAAACAACUCAUAAAGAAAAAGAAUGGCAAUAGGGUCGAAUUACCCUGCAAUGAACAGAACACAGCUCAAUGGCCCGGUAACCAGUAAUUUUCUGAGUAUUUUGUUGAGGAUCCAAAGAGACCUUUUUAAAAAAAAUUUUUUUUUUUUUUACUAUUAUUCCAUUUUUCUCCAUACUUCCUAAAAUUAUUAAAAGCAUGUAAGGGUUAUUGGGGUCAAUAGUUCAUGAUUUUGUCUUUUUGCUGUCUCAUGUCAUCAGUAACAUUGCUUGACAUUCUGAAUUUGAGAGAUUACAGUUAUCCUGGAGAUUGUUGUCCUACCUAAGGACAAAUUAAUCCUCAAACCUAUCAACAUUUAGCGAAGAUAUCAGUAGGAGAGGAAGCAGGGAGCCUGGGUCUUUUCUCCAGAUGGACUUUAGUUAUUAUCUUCUCAUUUCUUCUUCUUUGUAAUAAUA